Messenger RNA from Branchiostoma belcheri (Belcher's lancelet), 720 nucleotides. Its product is annotated as snaclec 5-like. The transcript is spliced from 4 exons. The record is from RefSeq and is a predicted model, not a curated record. Bases 1 to 720 code for a protein of 239 amino acids. Lineage: Eukaryota; Metazoa; Chordata; Leptocardii; Amphioxiformes; Branchiostomatidae.
AUGGGUGGGGGAAAGCGGCUCGCAGCCGCCGCUGUUGCCGUCUGUGUGGUGUACCUGGUGCGUGGAACAUCAGGCUGCCCAUCAGAAUACGCGAGUUUCAACGGACUUUGCUACAAGAGCUUUACUCAAGUGAAGAAUCGCGCACAGGCUAGUGAUGCGUGUGUAGCAGACGGCGGGAUGCUGGCCAUGCCGAAGGACAGCGCGACCAACGAGUUUCUCGCUACUCUGGCACCGGUAGUAUCCGGGCGCUGGCUGGGACUGGUCGACAGAGACAUCGACGGCCAGUGGGAAUUUGAAGACGGUGACUACCUGACUGGCUUCUCCAGCUGGCGGACGAGUGAACCGGACAGCGGGGACGAGUGCGCUUCGUUUUAUUCGAGCUGCCCAGCAGACUACGCGAGUUUCAACGGAGUUUGCUACAAGAGCUUUACUGGUUCGAAUAAUCGCGCACAGGCUAGAGAUGCGUGUGUGGCAGACGGCGCGAUGCUCGCCAUGCCGAAGGACAGUGCGACCAACGAGUUUCUCGCUACUCUGGCACCGGUAACAGGCGGCCGCUGGCUGGGGCUGACCGACAGAGACCUGGACGGCCAGUGGGAAUUUGAAGACGGCGACUACCUGACUGGCUACUCCAGCUGGCUCCCGAACGAACCGGAAUUUACUAUAGAAUCUACACCCAAAGCGCCCAAUGGAUCGGUGUCGGAGACCAAAUUGCCAGACUAG